UACACAGGUCUGUCUGAAACUGCGGAAGUGCGGAACUGCAGAGACUAGAAUCUAAUGUACUCAUGGCCGUUUUGGGACUCCUCGGCCCGCUUUGAUAAGUAGACUAAACUACUAGGUAACAUGUUGAAUGAAGAUCUCGCUUGGCUCUGUUGUGACGCAGUUUUUUUAUUCAACACAUUUGCGGACAAGUCCUCAUUUUCUUCUUUGAAGCUAUGCCUGUUGUGAAGCCUGCAUCCACCUGGACUUCAGGGUCCCUUAAGGAGCUGAAAACAAAUCUGCAACAAGAGAAGGGUGCUGUUGUGAAAGUUUACCGUGGCAACAUCAUGACAGUGCAUGUCCCAACUGUAGCAGAAUACCAGCGUGUAUGUUGGGAGUUUGCCACUGACAACUAUGACAUUGGCUUUGGUGUAUACUUUGAUUGGUCACCAAUCACCAACUAUGCCAUUACUGUUCAUAUUAGUGAGUCCAGUGAUGAUGAAGAUGAAGAGGAGCAAGAAGAACUAGCGAACGUUGCUGAUGUUGAAAAAGGAUGCAAAGUGACUGUCAACACAAACUUGGGAGAGAUUCUGCCAAUGUAUCGACAGGACAGUCACCAUGCAGUCCAAGGUGGCAGCCAUGAAUUUCCUGGGGAGGGCACCUAUCUUCUUAAGUUUGACAACUCCUAUUCACUUUGGAGAAACAAGACUUUGUACUACAGAGUGUACUAUAGUAACUAAAGUAAUGGAGUCGUGCAUAGGAGCCAUGGUGGUGGAGUGCAUUACAGUUGUACCUGCUGCCUCCAAGCCUUUCUGGAGCUUUCUUUGAGUGGUCCUUGGCUCUUGGGCUACUCUUCUAACUCCCUGGUCAGAAAUCUUGCGAGGAGAUCCUGUGCAUGGCCGGUUGAUGAUGCAGUGAUGUUCCUUCUACUUGCAGAAAAUGGCCCCAAUGCCGCUUACUGGAGUUAUGAAAUGCAUCUGUAACCAAUUCCAUUGAUGUUUUGCAACAAUAAGGUUUCGAAGGUCUUGGAAGAGCUCUUUGCUUUUACCCAUCAUGAAAUGUUUCUUGUGUGACACCUUGGUAAUGAAAAACCUUUUUAUAGCCCAUCAAUACGUACGUAGCACAGAUAGAAGGGAUAAUUACUCUGACUACUUACAGAUUCCAGCUGGUGUACUCUUUCGUAGCGGGCUCAAUACUUUUUUUCCCUGUGUCAUUCCACUCUAUUGCACAUAACUCCACUUAUGGACUUUAAUGUGUGGAUUUUGUUUAUAUGUGUGGAUUACCUGAGUUAAUACUAAUGUCGGGUGAAAAUGGGAAUGGCCUCACUAGAGGUAUACUUACUGGAAAAAAAGGUUGACACGAUCAGUACUUAUUUCCCCCGCUGUCCCUUUCUCGUUAAUGCAAUAUCUCAGAAUGCCUUGAAGCACAUUCUUCAAAUUUGGUAUGAACGUGCACUUGGACUAAAACAUCAACUUGUUAGAUUCCUUCCAUCUCUAUAAUCUAUGCAUUAUACCUUGCAAUACAAAUAUAUGUCGACCAGAAAUGCUGUGUGGACAAAAUCAUUGUAGUAAUUCUGGGUAAAUAAAUACUUUUUAUUUUAGUUAAUGUAACUUUCGAAGUGUACUACAGCACUAAAGUUCACAUUGAAAACAAAGAAUUGGAAAUGUGUAGUGGGUUACUGCAAGCCACUGUAUAUGGAUGUAUAUAUUGUGGACAUUUAAUAUCAAUAUGCCAUGUUUUUCUUUUUCAUGCUAAUUAAUAUAAAUCACAGUUAGUCACUCUGUCACCAGUUGUCACAUUGCAACAUAGAUUGGCUUGCAAAGAAAGUUUCUAGCAAGUUUCACUCCGCAGUGUUUGCAAUCCAUGAUAUAAACAGGAUAAGGCCCUUACCCUUACAAUUAUUUUGGGGGAAAGAAAAAUGGACCACACAACAUAAUAAUGUACACAAAUAAUGUAUAUCAAGGUUGUAAUGGUAGUUAGCAUCAUCCAGUGUGUUUUCCCCCAUUAUGGUUGAAUACAUAUGAUAACCAUAACAACAUGAAUAACACAACAUAGGUCAUUUUGUAAUAUAAAUACAUUCUGAGUGAAAUUCUAUUAAUAAUAAAUAUAUACAAAUAAUAAUAAGAGAGAGAGGGAGAAUGGCCGUUUGGCCACAUAAAUGUCAAGACUGUAUACCUGAAAUGGACCUCUUGGUGGCCCUGUGUCUGCGUAUUGUCUGUCAUGUAUUGUCUUUGUCUUAUUUUAAUGCCUGCUUUUGUUUACAUUUUCAUGUGCUUGUCUGUUAUCCAAUGUUCCUUGUUUUCAAUAGUUUGAUAUCUCUCAUUGCAAAGCGGGCAUAUUCUUAGACUUCUGUGAAGCAUUAGUUUUGUAGAAUCAAUGGACCUAAGCCUAUAUAUUGUGCAGUUGUAAUAAAGUAUUUCAGAAAUAUUAAA
This is a messenger RNA of Alosa alosa (allis shad), 2408 nucleotides long. It is a transcript of the gene tmed8, whose product is annotated as transmembrane p24 trafficking protein 8. The record is from RefSeq and is a predicted model, not a curated record. Gene Ontology annotation, cellular component: Golgi membrane. The transcript is spliced from 4 exons. The coding region runs from base 213 to 716 and encodes 167 amino acids. NCBI's taxonomy places the organism in Eukaryota, Metazoa, Chordata, Actinopteri, Clupeiformes, Clupeidae.